AUUCUGUGUGUCUGUUUGACAAACAGGCAGGGAAUGAUGCUGAUGCGGCGUGGGCAGGUUAUGCGGUAGUUUAAGAAAUGGCGGUGUUUAUGGAAAAAAAUGUUUUUGUGAAGAUCUAAACCAGUUUUAAUCAUCUUUUAUUAAGGCAAGAUGUUCUUGUACAACUUGACCCUGCAAAGGGGUACUACCAUUUCUCAUGCAAUUCAUGGUAAUUUCUCUGGUUCCAAAAUACAAGAGAUUGUAAUUUCAAGAGGAAAAAUUUUGGAACUGCUUAGACCAGAUCCCAACACUGGAAAAGUGCAUACACUCUUAACUAUAGAGAUCUUUGGUAUCAUUAGAUCUUUGAUGCCCUUUAGAUUAACUGGUGGAACUAAAGACUAUGUAAUAGUAGGUUCAGACUCUGGAAGAUUGGUGAUUCUAGAGUAUAAUCAACAGAAAAAUGUAUUUGAAAAGGUUCAUCAAGAAACUUUUGGAAAAUCAGGAGGUAGGCGUAUUGUCCCAGGCCAGUAUCUGGCUACAGAUUUAAGAGGGAGGGCUGUAAUGAUUGGAGCUAUAGAAAAGCAAAAGUUAGCUUAUAUUUUGAAUAGAGAUGCUCAAGCAAGGUUGACUAUAUCAUCACCACUUGAGGCACAUAAAAGUAACACAUUAGUUUACCAUAUGGUAGGUGUAGAUGUUGGUUAUGAUAACCCAAUUUUUGCUUGUUUAGAAAUAGACUAUGAAGAAGCUGAUAGUGAUCCCACAGGUGAAGCUGCACAAAAAACACAGCAAACGCUAACCUUUUACGAAAUUGAUUUAGUUGUAAACCAUGUGGUAAGAAAAUACUCUGAACCAUUAGAAGAACAUGCUAACUUCUUGGUAACAGUUCCUGGUGGUGAUGAUGGCCCUUCUGGAGUCCUAAUUUGUUCAGAAAACUAUUUGACAUACAAAAACUUGGGAGAACAACAUGAUAUUCGUUGUCCCAUACCUCGUAGAAGAAAUGAUUUAGAUGAUCCUGAAAGAGGAAUGAUAUUUGUUUGUUCAGCAACUCACAAAACAAAAUCUAUGUUCUUUUUCUUGGCUCAAACUGAACAAGGAGAUAUUUUUAAGAUAACAUUGGAGACUGAUGAUGAUAUGGUUACUGAAAUAAAGUUAAAAUAUUUUGAUACAGUUCCUGUAGCCACUGCUAUGUGUGUAUUGAAGACUGGUUUCUUAUUUGUAGCAUCUGAGUUUGGCAACCAUUACCUCUACCAAAUUGCUCAUCUUGGUGAUGAUGAUGAUGAAUUGGAAUUCAGUUCAGCUAUGCCUUUGGAAGAAGGUGACACAUUUUUCUUUGCUCCCAGACCGCUAAGGAAUCUGGUCUUAGUUGAUGAACUUGAAUCACUUUCUCCAAUUCUCUCAUCGAGAGUAGCUGAUUUGGCUGGUGAAGAUACUCCACAGUUGUACAUGUUAUGUGGGCGGGGCCCUAGAUCAUCUAUGAGAGUAUUAAGACAUGGUUUGGAGGUUUCAGAAAUGGCUGUAUCAGAAUUACCUGGUAAUCCGAAUGCUGUAUGGACAGUGAAAAGAAGAAGUGAUGAUGAAUAUGAUGCCUAUAUCAUUGUUUCUUUCGUUAAUGCCACAUUGGUAUUAUCCAUUGGUGAAACGGUGGAAGAAGUAACAGACAGUGGUUUUCUGGGUACUGCACCAACCCUAUGCUGUUCUGCAUUAAGUGACGAUGCUCUAGUACAAGUAUAUCCCGAUGGUAUUAGGCAUAUAUGUGCUGACAAACGUGUAAAUGAAUGGAAAGCUGGUAAAAAGAGCAUUGUGAAGUGUGCUGUUAAUCAAAGGCAAGUAGUUAUUGCCUUGUCAGGAGGAGAAUUAGUAUACUUUGAGAUGGACCAUACUGGUCAAUUGGAUGAGUUCAAAGAACGGAAGCGUAUGAAUUCUGAUGUCCUGUGCAUGGCUCUAGCAAAUGUGCCACCAGGUGAACAAAGAUCUUGGUUUUUAGCUGUCGGUUUAGCUGAUGGAACUGUCAGAAUAAUUUCGUUGGAUCCCAGUGAUCGCUUGGCUCCUAGAGCAAUGCAACCGCUACCAGUGUGCGCUGAGUCCCUUUGUAUAGUAGAAAUGGGUUGUACUGAGAGAGAUCCAGAUAAUGCAGCUGCAGCAAGUACUACAAGCACCCUUUAUUUGAAUAUUGGUUUACAAAAUGGUACUUUGUUGAGAACCGUACUGGAUCCAGUUACUGGAGAUCUUACUGACACUAGGACUAGAUAUUUGGGUUCUAGACCUGUAAAACUAUUUAGAAUAAGAAUGCAGCAAUCUGAAGCAGUAUUAGCUAUGAGCAGUAGAUCUUGGUUAAGUUACUACUACCAAAAUCGCUUUUAUCUCACACCAUUAUCAUAUGAAAGUUUAGAAUAUGCCUCAGGAUUCAGUUCAGAACAGUGUCCAGAAGGUAUCGUCGCCAUUUCUACAAAUACUUUGAGGAUUUUAGCAUUGGAAAAAUUGGGUGCAGUAUUUAAUCAGGUAUCAUUUCCUUUGGAAUACACUCCAAGAAAAUUUCUAAUCCAUCCAGAAUCCAGUAACUUAAUGAUCCUAGAAACUGAACACAAUGCUUACACUGAAGAAACAAAGAAACAACGCCGUUUACAGAUGGCUGAAGAAAUGAGAGAAGCUGCAGGUGAAGAUGAACAAGAGCUUGCCAAAGAAAUGGCUGAAGCAUUUUUGAAUGAAGAUCUACCAGAAAGUAUAUUUUCAGCACCCAAAGCUGGUCAUGGCAUGUGGGCAUCAACGUUAAGAGUUAUGGAUCCUGUACAGGGUACCACUUAUAAUUUAAUCAGAUUGGAACAGAAUGAAGCUGCAAUGUCUUUAGCGUUGCUAAAGUUCCAUGGUCAGCCUGAACAUCAGUGGUUCCUGAUUCUUGGUAUUGCCAAAGACCUUCAAUUGAUACCGAGACAGUGCAGUAUGGGAUAUUUGGACACUUAUAAGGUGGAUACUUCAGGAAAAGAGUUUGAAUUGAUACAUAGGACACUGGUAGAUGAGGUUCCAAAUGCUCUGUGUGGUUAUAAUGGGAGGUUGUUGGUUGGUGUCGGGAAGAUGUUAAGAUUGUAUGACUUGGGAAAAAAGAAAUUGUUGAGAAAAUGUGAAAAUAAACAUAUCCCGAACACCAUCGUCAAUAUUCAAGCGAUAGGCAAAAGGAUUUUUGUUUCCGAUGUUCAAGAAUCUGUUUUUAUGGUCCGUUAUAAGAGAGCAGAAAAUCAAUUGAUAAUAUUUGCAGAUGACACACACCCUCGAUGGAUCACUUGUACUUCAGUUUUGGAUUAUGACACUAUAGCCACCGCGGAUAAGUUUGGCAACAUUGCAAUUCUUCGCUUACCUUCCAAUGUAAGCGACGAUGUCGAGGAAGAUCCUACAGGACACAAAGCCCUUUGGGACAGGGGUCUUCUAAAUGGGGCGUCCCAAAAGGCAGAUACAAUUACUGCUUUCCACAUUGGUGAGACAGUUACUUGGUUGCAGAAAGCUACACUUAUACCUGGAGGACAUGAGUCUUUAAUUUAUACUACAUUAUCUGGAACUGUAGGAGCGUUAGUUCCCUUUACUUCUCAUGAAGAUCACGAGUUCUUCCAACAUUUAGAAAUGCAUAUGAGGAGUGAGAAUCCGCCAUUAUGUGGAAGAGAUCAUUUAUCCUUUAGAAGUUACUAUUUCCCUGUCAAGAACGUCAUCGAUGGAGACAUGUGUGAACAGUAUAACUCUAUGGAACCUACAAAACAGAAGUUCGUGGCUUCAGAAUUGGAUAGAACCCCAGCGGAAGUAUCCAAGAAGCUAGAAGAUAUUAGAACACGUUAUGCUUUCUGAGAGUGUAGUUUUAAGUUAUUUGUGAAUGUGAUUUUUUAUUUAAUGUAAUUUUGUAUAUAUAAACAAUAAUUUUUUUUUAAUUCAA
Diabrotica balteata is the source of this 3892-nucleotide messenger RNA. The record is from the annotation of a GenBank genome assembly. Lineage: Eukaryota; Metazoa; Arthropoda; Insecta; Coleoptera; Chrysomelidae.